This is a messenger RNA of Macrosteles quadrilineatus (aster leafhopper), 4910 nucleotides long. It is a transcript of the gene Myo31DF, whose product is annotated as unconventional myosin ID. Gene Ontology annotation, biological process: vesicle transport along actin filament; actin filament organization. Bases 57 to 3119 code for a protein of 1020 amino acids. Gene Ontology annotation, cellular component: microvillus; vesicle; cytoplasm. The transcript is spliced from 19 exons. Gene Ontology annotation, molecular function: ATP binding; microfilament motor activity; actin filament binding. The record is from RefSeq and is a predicted model, not a curated record. Lineage: Eukaryota; Metazoa; Arthropoda; Insecta; Hemiptera; Cicadellidae.
AUUAGUGUAGUCAGUAGUCAGUACAGUAGUUCAGUUGAGAGUUGGCCAGAGAGGAGAUGGUCGUGAGGGAGGAAGUAGGCAUAAGGGAUUUCGUCCUUUUGGACGAAAUUACCUUAGAAAAGUUUAUGGACAAUCUACGGAAAAGGUUUCAUGCCGGGCACAUAUAUACUUACAUUGGGGAAGUAUGUGUCUCUGUCAAUCCCUACCGCUCCCUCAACAUGUACGGCCCUGAGCAAAUUAACACCUAUAAAGGUAGAGAGAUGUUUGAAAAUCCUCCGCAUGUGUUUGCCAUCGCGGACGCGGCACACAGAGCCAUGAAACAACAAGGGCGAGACACUUGCAUCGUAAUCUCCGGAGAGUCAGGGAGUGGAAAGACAGAAGCUAGUAAGAUCAUCAUGAAGUACAUCGCGGCCGUCACCAAUGUCGGCAAACAGAAGGAGAUUGAGAGGGUUAAAAAUGUCCUGAUCCAGUCAAAUGCCAUUCUGGAGUCUUUUGGAAACGCAAAGACCAACAGAAAUGACAAUUCCUCCCGCUUUGGAAAGUACAUGGACAUAAACUUUGACUUCAAAGGCGAUCCGAUCGGUGGCCACAUUGUCAACUACUUAUUGGAGAAGUCGAGAGUGAUUCUGCAACAAUCUGGGGAACGCAACUUCCACAGUUUCUAUCAGGUGUUGGGGUCGUGUAAGAGUGCAGACAUGAAGGGUCUAGAGUUGAGUGGCAGUCCAGCAGACUACCAUUACGCCUCACAAGGUGGCGCAGUCGCCUCAGUCUCAGAGGUGGACCGUACUAACCACCGAGCCACGGUGGCCGCCUGCACCACCCUAGGCUUCUCACCUGCGGAACAGACCACUCUGUGGCAAGUGGUGGCUGCUGUGCUGCACCUGGGCAAUGUUACUUUUACGACAAGCGAAGACGAUGUUAGCAUCAAACAAGAGACAUCUCUGCGUCGAGUUUCGUCUCUGUUGAGCGUGGGAGAGAGCGAGUUGCGUCGAGCUCUCACAGAACGAGUGAUUGCUGCUAGGGGUGAGGUGAUGCAGAAAACUCACACACUUACAGAAGCUGAAUAUGGAAGGGAUGCUCUUGCGAAGGCGAUAUACGACCGACUGUUCACAUGGAUUGUAAGCAAGAUCAACGCAGCCAUUGACGUGGCCGGACCUAGACGCAGGGGCACAGUUAUUGGAGUGCUUGACAUCUACGGAUUUGAAGUCUUUGACUCUAACAGCUUUGAACAGUUCUGCAUCAACUAUUGCAACGAGAAGCUUCAGCAACUGUUUAUUGAGCUGGUUUUGAAACAAGAACAGGAAGAAUACAAAAGGGAGGGGAUUGAGUGGAAGAACAUAGAGUACUUCAACAAUCAGAUCAUCUGCGACCUAGUGGAGAUGCCCCACAAAGGAAUCAUUUCUACGCUGGACGAGGCUUGUCUCAAUGUGGGCAAAGUUACUGAUGAGUUGGUGCUGGAGGCGAUGGACAAGAAACUGGCGACUCACCAACAUUACGCUAGCAGACAGACCAAGCCGAUGGACAAGAAACUUCAACACAAGACUCAGUUCUGCAUCAGGCACUAUGCAGGUGAUGUGGUGUAUACUAUUUACGGAUUCCUCGAUAAAAACAAAGACACUUUGUUUCAAGACUUCAAAAGACUCUUGUACAACUCCUCCAAUCCAGCAAUCAAGUCAAUGUGGCCUGAAGGAGCUAUGGACAUCACAAGGACAACCAAAAGACCACAGAGUGCUGGCACUCUGUUCAAGAACUCGAUGAUUGAGUUGGUAAAAACAUUGACGAGUAAGGAACCAUUCUAUGUGCGCUGCAUCAAGCCGAACGAAGACAAAUCCCCGACAACAUUCAACGACGAACGAGUGAUCCACCAAGUUCGCUACUUGGGCCUUCUGGAGAACGUGAGGGUGCGUAGAGCUGGGUUCGCCUACAGGCAGAGAUACGACCGCUUCCUGAAGAGGUACAAGAUGAUUUCUUGCUACACUUGGCCAAACUAUAAAAUAUCAGAUGGAAAAGGAGCGGAAAUAAAAGGAUCAGAUAGGGAAGGAACAGCUGUUUUGAUAAAAGAGAAAGGAUUUGCCAACGAUGUGAAGUAUGGACACACAAAAAUCUUCAUCCGAUCUCCCACAACUCUGUUUAAACUAGAACAGAUGAGAGCCGAAGUUAUUCCCAAUAUUGUGAUCUUGCUUCAGAAACAGUGGCGAGGUGCAAUUUGCAGAAGAAGGUAUCACAAGAUGAAGGCUGCUUUGACAAUAAUGAGACAUUACCGGAUGUACAAAAUGAGAUCGUACUUCUCUCAAAUGCAGAAAACAUUCAGUAACGCCCGCAAGAUGAGGGACUACGGCAGAUCACUGAGAUGGCCUCCCCCACCCCUAGCACUGAGAGCUCACAUACCGAUGCUGCGUUCCAUCUACGACCGAUGGCGCGCCAGUAUGGUGCUGCGAGUGCGCAAGAGAGAAGAAUGGCCUAUGUUCCGUAUGCAGAUCAACGCAGCCUCCGCUUUACGAGGCAAGAGAACAAGUUUUGGAUUAGACCGCAAGUGGCUAGGUAACUACUUGAGUCUGCAAGUUGAGAAUGCAGACUACCAAGCCUUCAAUGACAGUAUGCGUCAGUUGAAGAACUCCGACAGGUUUGACAAGGUGUUGUUUUCGUCAUACAUAGUGAAGACCAACCGCUACAACAAACCAGCAGACAGGGUGUUGCUAGUCACAGACUUGGCCAUCUACAAGUUGGACGGACACAAGUUCAAGCCAAUGAGGCGGGGCAUGCCCAUCGCUGAGGUGGUAGCCCUAAGUGUGAGUCCAGGCAGGGAUCAGUUGGUAGUGAUACAUUCCAACAAAGGCAACGACCUUGUGUUGUCACUCAAGACAACAGAGGAGAGGGUUGGGGAACUGGUUGGUGUUUUGUGCACGAGAUACCUACAAAUCCGAGGAGCAGAACUGACAGUCAAUGUUGCCAACAAGUUCCAGUGUAUGUUGGGUAGCAAGAGUCGUCACCUGCGGGUGGAAGUCAACCCGGAAACUCAACAAGCAGGAUUCAGGAAGGACAACAACAAUGGAAUAGUUUACGUUCUACCAGCAAACUACGCAAUAUCACAACCGACGCAACACUCGAUCAAGGCUUAGACUGCAGAAUUUAUCUACAUCGAACCAUUGUGAUAAGCAUGUAUUUUUAUUUCAGUAUUUUACCCUGUUAAGCCAUUCUUCAUUCCAGUUUAAUUAAGAUCAGUGUAUUUCAAUUUCCAUUAUUUAUCAUUUAAUCUCACCGAAUUCAUUGUAAAAUCAGAGACUGAAUAUUUAAUUCACCUGUUAAAGCUGUGCCAUUUUAUCCGUUAAGGUAUUUUAUUUUUAUUCAUACUGAAUUUGUUUUUCAGUAUUAAGUUUUAUCGAGUACUUAUACAUUUGAAGUAUCUUAUAUUGUGCUAAAAUCAUAUUUUGUAAUUUUAUCAAUGGAAAACAAUGUUUAUUCUAUAAGCUAUAGGUUUGCCGUAUUACAUUUUUAUUAAAAUAUUAAUCAGUUACAUAAAAUAUAUAUAUUUACACAUUUUAUUUUAAUAAUCGUUUUGACAAUGAACAUUGUUUGUUUAAUUCAAAAACUUAUUUGAGUAUUAUAAAGUGUAAAUGUUAUCGUGAUUUUAAUUUCCAGUUAAGCCUUUUUAUAGUGGUUCGUUACCUUAGAUGAUUGGUGCUAUUUUAAAUAUAAGGAAUGCUGAUUUUAGGUUAAAACAACAAAAUAUGUAGAAUGAUUAUUGAUUUGUUGAUGCCUUAUAAGAAUCAAAGAUUGUAUUUAUUUACCAAACUUCAAUCAUGAUGAUUAUAAUAAAACUUCUAGCAUCAAGAUUAUUAAAUGCUUAAGAUUGGAACAAAACACCAAUUUGGUAAUAUUUUUAUCAAUCAUUAUUCACAGUUUCUUCAUCAUAGACUACAGAUAUACACACAAUUCUUUGGUUGCUUAAAAAUCAAGUCAGGAUACAACCAUUUUGUUAUUUCAUUGACAGUUUUGAAUAAUAUUGAAUAAGCUUUACCUGAAAAUUUUUCAAGAUCUUGAAUUGUUGUCAAGGAUAAACAUUUGUAUUUAUAAUACACCAUCAAAGACAUUUUCUUGAAAAAUAGAUUUACAUUUUUAAGCGUAGUUUUGCUACAGUUUUGUAUAUAUGUAUUAUUUUUAUAUUAACAUUUUAAUUGUUUUGUUAUUUAUAUAAUUUAUUCUAGAGAUAAAAUGUAAAGUGCAAUUAACCUUAACUAAUGAAGUAAGUAAGCAAUUGUAAAAUAAAUUCUACAAGAGGUGUGCAAGUUUGAGAAAUUCUAUCAAGCCGAGCUAUUGGAAAACAUUGUGUUUGAACCAACUGGUGUACAAGCUGCAAUGCCAAGUAAUAAGUUGGUUUGUCACACUUCUUAUUUUAAAUUUAUUUUAGAUACAGUACACUAUUGUGUCAAAUAUAAUUAUAGGCAUUUAUUUAAGCAUCAUGAAACAAAGAAAAGAACUGAAUGUAAAAUAAACUAGGCUUGAUUUUCUAACUUGCUGAUUGAUAUGAUAACUCAAACUUUUAGAGUAGGUUCGGCUCGCCUAUAAAAUCGAACCACUCGCGUACCUGUAACAACGUUUAGUUUUAAAAUUGUUUUAUUUGCUUGAAAGAUUGCAAGCUUAGCUUAUUAGAUAAAUAGUUUUGUGCCAAUAACACAUUAAUCAAAGUAAGACUUCGAAUUUACUUAAUUAUUUUACUUUUUACUAUUUCUUAUCAAAUGUUAAUUGUUAACGAUGUAAUAUAGUUUCAUAUAUACAUAAGCAUUUCAGCUUAAAAGCCUGCAUAUUGUUGCUGUGAUAAAUUUUGCUCUUGUGCCUUCUCAUCUGUCCAUCUCAGCCUUUAAGGAAAAGUAUUUUGUUAACAGUUUAUGUUGACGCAAAUAAAGUAUUAU